Messenger RNA from Penicillium verhagenii, 1302 nucleotides. RefSeq lists its product as uncharacterized. Gene Ontology annotation, cellular component: fungal-type vacuole membrane. Gene Ontology annotation, biological process: transmembrane transport. The record is from RefSeq and is a predicted model, not a curated record. The coding region runs from base 1 to 1302 and encodes 433 amino acids. The transcript has 2 exons. Gene Ontology annotation, molecular function: transmembrane transporter activity. Lineage: Eukaryota; Fungi; Ascomycota; Eurotiomycetes; Eurotiales; Aspergillaceae.
AUGCGGCGGACUAGACAACAAACAGAGCAUGAGCUCGAUGAUCUCAACACCUCUAGUCCCGAAAUUGAACACGAUGCAAGUGUCAGUCUCGCAUUCCCAGAUGGUGGACGUGAAGCAUGGACUUCCCUGCUAGGCUCAAGCCUAAUAAUGUUUCCUUCAUUCGGAUUCCAAACAGCCAUCGGAACAAUCCAAGACUACAUCAGCACCCACCAGCUAUCAGCAUACAGCGUCGCCGACGUCGGCUGGAUAACCGCAAUCCUAUGCUUCCUAACCCUAUUCCUAGGAGUCCAAGUUGGCCCGCUAUUCGACCGCCACGGUCCACGGAUGCUACUCAUAAGCGGCUCUCUCGCCAGCGUAACAUCAUACCUCCUCCUCGCCCAAUGCACCCAAUACUGGCAUUUCAUGCUCUGCCUCAGCAUCAUGGGCGGGAUAUCCUCCGCCGUCGUAACAACAGUCGCGAUCUCCGUGCUUAGCCACUGGUUCUACCGGCGGCGCGCACUCGCAUCAGGACUAUGCAUGUCCGGCUCCUCAGCCGGCGGCGCAAUUCUCCCUCUCCUCCUGCGCAGCCUAUUCCAGAAAUACGGAUGGACAUGGUCCAUCCGGAUUAUUGCAUUUAUCGCGCUCGGGUGCUAUGCGUUGGGGAUCGCGCUGGUGAAGGGUAGAUUGGCGCCGGCCGGGAACGCCAGUCGGGCGACGAUUGACUUUCGUGCGUUCAAGGCGCCGAGGUUGUGCUUUUUGGCUGUUGCGGUGUUUGCGUUUGAGUUUAUUAUCUUUGGUUGUGCGGCGCUGCUGCCGACGUAUGUGCGGUAUACGGGGUUGGAUCUUGAUGUGCAGUUUUAUUCGUUGACGGUGCUGAAUUCGAUGAGUCUGCUGGGCAGAGUUUUGCCGGGUGUUGCUGCGGAUCAGGUUGGUCGGUUCAAUAUUCUGCUUUCGAUGGCUGUUGUUACGAUGCUGGUUAUGGCUGCUGUGUGGAUUCCGUUCGGAUCUCGCGAUGAGGCGACGCUGUAUGCUGUGGUCGCGAUUUUCGGCUUUGGAUCUGGAGGCUGGGUCUCUCUUGCUCCGGUGUGUGCGGGUCAAUUGUGUCGCACGGAGGAUUAUGGCCGGUUCUAUGGGACCAUUUAUUGUGUUGCGGCUUUUGGAGUACUCUUGACUGUGCCGAUCGGAGGACAACUCCUGCAGUCAACAACCCCUCAGGCCCUAGUGGGCUUUUAUACUGCAGUUUUGUUCAUUGGGUUGGUGAGUGUUGCUAUGUCGCGAUGGGCUUUAUUAGAUUGGAAGUGGAAGUGGAAGGUUAAGGUGUGA